Molecule: messenger RNA, 990 nt
Organism: Seminavis robusta
Lineage: Eukaryota; Bacillariophyta; Bacillariophyceae; Naviculales; Naviculaceae
Source: the annotation of a GenBank genome assembly
AUGAGACAAGGGAGCUUUGUGUCUACGCGGUGGUCCGUUUUCGCUCAAGUCUUGGCACUCGUUUUCAUCUUUCCGCUUGCCCGUGCCUUUGUCGCAACCACCCCACGACCGUCAAAGAACCGUGCCCGACUGGCAAUGGCGUCGCAAUUGGAUGAUGCCCUGCUGGACCAAGUUCUCGAUGUUGCGAUCGACGCUUCCAAGAAGGCUGGAGAAAUCAUUAUUGGGAAUGCCGGACCAACAGAAGUGACAGAGCGGAAGGCCAAUAGCCGAGACCUUUUGACUUUGAUUGAUCCACUCUGUGAAAAGACCAUCAAGGAAACAGUAUUGGCGUCCUUUCCUGACCACGAUUUCCUGGGAGAAGAAGACGUCCCACCUGGCAAGGAAGCGAGUGCUGCUGCGAUUGCAUCCAAGUUGGAAUCUGCGAGUAAUAGCUGGCUUUGGGUUGUAGAUCCCAUUGAUGGAACCACGAAUUUUGUGCAUGGAAUGCCCCUCAAUUGUCCUUCCGUAGCGGCGUCCUUCAAUGGAGAGGUUGUAGUUGGUGUCAUUUUUGAUCCAUAUCGAGACGAACUGUUUACAGCCGUAAAGGGACGUGGUGCACAGAUGAAUGGAGAACCAAUAUCAGUCGGCAAACAAGAUUGCAUUGGUGAUGCCAUUGUAGCCAUGGGGAGUCCACCUGGAGAAGAAUCUAUGCAAAUGAGUAUGAAAGCUGUACAAGUCUUGAUGCCAAAAGUAAGGACUCUUCGAAUGAUUGGAAGUGCCGCAAUAAUGCUGGCUUGGGUCGCCAAUGGACGCUUGACAUGCUAUUGGGAAUACGAUUUGAGUUCGUGGGACAUUGCCGCAGGAGCUCUCAUUAUCCAAGAGGCGGGGGGUAAGUUCACAGACCUCGCAGGAAACGAUUUUUCGUUGCAAACCAGGAAGAUUAUUGGUUGCGCCCCCGCUGUACAUGACGAGAUAUUACGAGUUUUACGCGAGGAAGCUGGGAUCGUCUAA